Rhagoletis pomonella (apple maggot) is the source of this 510-nucleotide messenger RNA. RefSeq names its product E3 ubiquitin-protein ligase listerin-like. Gene Ontology annotation, molecular function: ubiquitin protein ligase activity; ribosomal large subunit binding. Lineage: Eukaryota; Metazoa; Arthropoda; Insecta; Diptera; Tephritidae. The record is from RefSeq and is a predicted model, not a curated record. The coding region runs from base 42 to 227 and encodes 61 amino acids. Gene Ontology annotation, biological process: rescue of stalled cytosolic ribosome; ribosome-associated ubiquitin-dependent protein catabolic process. The transcript is spliced from 2 exons. Gene Ontology annotation, cellular component: cytosol; RQC complex.
AUGGAACAAUACUUGAUGGGUUAGCGCUAUGGAAAUAUAACAUGGAUAAAAAGUUUGAAGGUGUGGAAGAAUGUUACGUGUGCUACACUGUAAUUCACCAAGAUACCUGUCAGCUGCCGAAACUCACUUGCAAAACGUGUAAAAAGAAGUUUCAUGGAUCUUGUCUAUACAAGUGGUUCACAACUAGCAGUAAAUCAACAUGUCCGAUAUGCCGAAAUGUAUUUUAAAUAAAGUUAUAAACGAAAUCUCUUCAUGUCUAAAAAAACAUUGGACUCUAAUUUAAAAAAAGACGAUUUUAUAUAUAAGAAAUACAGUACCCAAUGUUUUGAUUACUUGUUUUGAAAUAUGGAUAACAACACUACGAGUUCAGUUUCAGGAGCGCGAUAAUGUAUUUUCAGUUUCUGCAAAAGACAACCGUAGUAUAUUGUAACUAAAAUAUAAUCAGCGUUUAUUGUUUUUAAUCAUAGAAAUUUAAUUGUAACUUUUCCAAAUAUAUGUUUAUAAAUUCAA